Molecule: messenger RNA, 1717 nt
Organism: Marmota flaviventris (yellow-bellied marmot)
Lineage: Eukaryota; Metazoa; Chordata; Mammalia; Rodentia; Sciuridae
Gene: Tmem154
Product: transmembrane protein 154
Source: RefSeq, a predicted model, not a curated record
AAACAAGCAGGAAACAGGAAAUGUGCGCGCUGGAGGGAGGUCGGGGCGCAGCGCCGCAUCCUGACCGCACCGAGGCUCGCUGACAUGACCGCUCCCCGCGCUGCCCUGGUCUUCGCUCUGGGACUCGUCCCCGUCCUCCCGGGUAAUGGUGACGAAUCAGAAGAUACAUCUACAUUCCCAGAAAACGAAGCCACAGCUGAAGAGACCACCUCAAGUGUGUUGAUUACAACAGCCACAGAAAUAGUAUCUGAAAAUACGAAUUCUACCCACAUCGCUGAGGACACAGAUCAGUUAGAGUUUAUAUUAAUGGUGUUGAUCCCAUUGAUUUCCUCGGUCCUCCUACUUUUAUUAGUGGCACUCCUUGUGAGGUACUGUAGAAGAAAGAGAACUAAACAAGAGCCUUCUAGCCAAGGAUCUCAAAGUGCUUUACAGACUUAUGAACUGGGAAGUGAAAACCUGAAAGUUCCUAUUUUCGAGGAAGACACACCAUCUGUCAUGGAAAUAGAGAUGGAAGAACUGGAUAAAUGGAUGAACAACAUGAAUAGAAAUGCCGACUAUGAAUGUUUACCUACUUUAAAAGAAGAAAAGGAAUCAAACCACAACCCAAGUGACAAUGAAUCCUAAACCUGAAAGGUGCUGAUGUUGUCCAAGAGGAGUGGCCACUGAGGGAGCCCGUCUGUCCUGCCCACCGAGGAGAAAGAUGAACUUAAAUAAAUUUCACAUCUAUGUAGAUGCAGAACCUUCUGCUGUUCCUUCUACCACCCACUCCUUUGACGAUGGCAACACCUGGACUUGGAAGAAAGAACGAUUGAGAGGCGCUGGGAAAGGCCUGGCUGCUGUCCAGCCCUGCUCCCAGGCUGGAGGAGUCCUGUGACACCUUGGCUUCUGAUGGGUGGGCACCCCUCCUGGCAGCCGGCUUGCAGCUGCCCUCGCUCUGGCCACCCUCGCUAGGUCCUCCUCACCUGUCAGCUUCAUCCCUCAGGGUUUUCAUCAGGAAGCUGCUUUAUCUCUAGUUUCCUUCUGAGUCACCUUAUUACCUAACCACUUUGGAUAGUGUCCUCUAUUAUUCAAGUCCUCUGAUAGGUCAAUGGCGUUCAACAGGAACUGUCCUCAAGGACACUUAUGUCAUGGAAAAGACAUCAAACAAAGCAAGCAAGCGCUUCAAUGUCUCCACCGUCCCAAGGGUUGGAAAGCACAUUUCUACCUGCCAAGAAGAUGCAGUGAGAGAGUCCAUGGUCCUGAUGAGGUGUCGUCAGGUGACUUGUAGACUUGACUUGGCCACAUCCAAAUGACCCUUGGGAACUUCUCAGAAUCUCCAGAGAAAGAACCAAACCCGCACUUUCCUUCUCAGCUAAAAUCACCUCUACUAAAGCUCUCUCCCUUAUCUGUGAUCUAUGGGCAGGGAAUAUGUGCAGGUGGGGACAUCUGUCACCCUUCUUCUUCUCCAAGAUCGUUGAGGUUAUUUGAAACAAACAGAUUAGGAACAGGAAAUAGUUGUACCUGAGGCUGGUGUUACUCAUCACGCACAGCCUGCUUUCCUGCUGAGCUGGGACCAACCUCCUGUCCCCAACACAGUUCUCCACGAGGUCACUAUCAGUCCAUCAGAGAUGACAUUCUACGCGGUAUUUAUGGACAACCUGUUACUGAAAGCAAUGAUGGAAAAUGGAGAAGGGUUCAUUGGCCAUUCCCUCAUCACAUUAAAAUCAUCUCCAUCUAA